Aspergillus calidoustus is the source of this 1374-nucleotide messenger RNA. The record is from the annotation of a GenBank genome assembly. Lineage: Eukaryota; Fungi; Ascomycota; Eurotiomycetes; Eurotiales; Aspergillaceae.
AUGGCACGCCUCGAGGACUACGUGGUGAGGCGGAGGUCCCACGUCAAAGCAGGCGAAUGGUGGAAAGAGUGGCCACGGGAGGAGUUUGAAAACGCGUGCUUGACGGCCGUUCGACAACACCUGAACUGGGGUGAGCCGCUCGGUGUAGGGAAGGAACAGUGCGGAAGCUUCAAUGCGUGCUUUCCGGUCAUAUGGAGGGACGGAAGAAAGGCCAUUGUUCGCUUUCCGAUGCUGGGGAAACAGAUUCUGCGCCGAGAGAAGACGGACUCUGAGAUUGCGACUUCGGAAUGCUUACGCGGUCACGCUGGGAUUCCCAUACCCGAAGUCCUUGGGACGGGCAUGACUCCAAUGGGUCCGUACGUCGUCAUGCCCUGGGUGGAUGGGCGUCCAUUGUGUCGCGUCCUCUUCCCACUCCGUGAUAGGACGCGUGACCCCAGAGCUCAUGAGCGAGAGGUGCGGCAGGCGUACCGCGAAAUGGCCGAUAUCACUCUGCGCCUAUCCUGGUUGAGAUUUUCCGGGAUCGGGUCGCUCGUCCGGCAGCGGGGCACUUUCGCAGUAGCAGGUCGGCCGCUCACGUUUACCAUGAACGAGCUGAUACGAAACUGCGGUCUGCCUCUCCAAGCGUUUCCAAACCGGACGUACAUAUCCUCCAGAGAAUACUUUGUGCACCUGGCCAACCUGCACCUCACCCAGUUCCGGGUGCAGUUCAACGGGCUCAUCUACACCGAGAGGGACUGUCGGUCUAAACUCGUUGCGCGGUUCCUAUUCCUCAACCUCGUCAGAGAUCGCCUCAGCUACGAAAGUCCCCAGGGGCCGUUCAGGCUAUACUGUGACGACUUUCGCCCUUCGAAUGUGCGGGCAGAUAGGAAGACCGGGCGUGUCACUGCAGCGAUUGAUUGGGAGUUUGCGUACGCGGCGCCAGUCGAAUUUACAUAUGCCGCUCCAUGGUGGCUUAUAGGAGAGACUCCGGGCCUAUGGAGCACUAACCUUGAAUCGGUGAUGAAUGUCUACAUGCCUAGACUGGCCGAAUUCCUCGCAGUCAUGAGAGAGCGCGAAGACGAGCUUAUACGCGAACGCUUCAUGAACGAAGAGCACCGGCUCUCUAGGCGGAUGCGAGCGUCCAUAGACAAUGGAAUCUUUUGGCUCUGUCUCGCCGCACGCACUCCGUCGCUGUUUGAUGCCAUUUACUGGAAAUACAUCGACCAGCGAUACUAUGGCGAGUUCUCUAAUCUCGACCAGCGUAUCGAGUUGCUGAGUGCAGGACAGCAGGCCGAACUGAAUACCCUGACCCAACGCAAGGUAGCAGAGUAUAGGAUGAGCCCCAGACCUCGCUUUCCAGAUCCUCUUCCAUUCAAUGCCCUGUGUGACUUGUGA